Messenger RNA from Wyeomyia smithii (pitcher-plant mosquito), 2599 nucleotides. RefSeq names its product neutral and basic amino acid transport protein rBAT-like. Bases 484 to 2379 code for a protein of 631 amino acids. The transcript has 2 exons. Gene Ontology annotation, biological process: carbohydrate metabolic process. The record is from RefSeq and is a predicted model, not a curated record. Lineage: Eukaryota; Metazoa; Arthropoda; Insecta; Diptera; Culicidae.
UAAAAUAACUUUUUUUGUUCACUCAAGGGAAGUGCGUAAAAUUGUACGUCCUUGUAGAGACACAGAGUAAUUUCGGUCGAAUAUGAGUUAAAACUCUAAACAGUUCAGUAUCGUAUUGACAUAGUGCAAAACUCUACGUUUACGCCAUCAAUUUAUCGUUCCUGCGUUCACGUGGACCCGGUUAAUUUGUGUCAAUUGAUUCGCGUCGUAGCAGUGCUCGUGCUGUUCACCAUAUCCGAUCAUAUCGGUUGUAGCGGGUAUUGUCCCGGCUGGUUGUGUUGGUGCUUCCGAUUGGGAAGCGACGACGUUGAUUUCGUCAUUUGUCACAAGAUUCCGCGAAGAUUCGUUAGCACGUAGAGCAGUAAUUCGGCUGCCGUAGGCAGUUUGCGGUGAGCAGUGUUGUGCAAUCAGUGAGAAGCUGCACUUCAAAGGGACAGAUUAAUUUUCUUUAUAUUUAAGAGUGCAUUCGAUCUACACUGCAUUAUGAAUCAUUUACAAAUAUCAACCGAUCCGACGUUGCUGGCGGCAGAUUUGCCGGAGUCGUUGACGACUUCGCCGUCCGUGUCUACAUUUCUGCCGGAGGAGGAUGCUUCCACUUGUUUACUGUUACCGGGAACUCCCAGUCCACCGUUAGAUUUCACCCACCCGCUUACCCCACUGGAAAUGGCGAACGUCGAUAAUUGUGAUACUGUAGCAGGAGAUGAUCCCGCAGCGGAGACUAGCUCUUCGGGUAGCUCCGGAAUAGGAAUGGUUGGCGGUUGUACGUCGGGAGCGGGAAACCUGUUCAGCGAUUACCAGCAUUUGCGCAAAACUAGCGACGGGAAACUGCCGGAAAAUGGACUGCAUAUGAAUGGAACGUUGAACAUACCCAUCUCGAAGGAUAUGCCGAGCUUUGUGCACUGGAACUGGCCCCUGAUUCGGAAGUGUACUUUUUUCGUGUUUCUUUCCGGAAUUGUUGCCAUGAUUGGGAUUGUGGUCACGAUGAUCGCUACGUUGCCCAAGUCCUGCAAUCCUGAUGUCGCCUGGUAUAAGGGAUCGGUUUUCUACGAAGUAUUUCCGGCCAGCUUCCAGGACACCAACGACGACGGUCUGGGCGACAUCCAUGGCUUAAUCGGACGGGUCGAGUAUUUCAAGAGCCUAGGCAUUAGUGCCGUUCGGUUGAAUUCAAUUUUUCCGUCUAAGCACUAUCCGGAUCACUUUCAGGACGUUACGUCACUAACUGCGGUUGACGAAGUGCUGGGAAAGGUUGAGGAUCUGCAGAAGUUGGCGGCAAUGCUGCACGAGAGAAACAUUUCGCUGAUUUUGGAUCUGCCCAUCUAUCCGUUUGUGGAUCACCUAAACCCACCGUCGUUGGAUAUCGAUCAUUUGCCGAAUCGAACGGAUGAUGUUCCCACUAGUGAGUAUCUUCGGUUGGCUAGAUCCGUUGGGAUGCACGAUCAGGAGAACGUUAUCACCAGUGUUAUACGUUUUUGGCUUGCUAAAACUGGUGUUGAUGGGUUUUACAUGAAAGGAUUAGAGCAUUUCCAUGACGACCCACUGCUGUUGGAGAACAUUAAAGAAUGGAAAUACACUCUGGGAGGAGAUCGAAUCCUGAUGGUCAGCAAGCAGUUUAUUGAAAAGGUUCCAGAAUCAAUCGUUAGCCAUGUGCUCAAACAAGUUGAUUUGGUGGACGUUCUAUUGGACGUUUCAAAAGGAGCUGAAGCUAUCGCCAACGCCGUUAAAGAUGUGAUGAUUGAUGAUAAGAUAAAGAAUGGUGUCGACCGUCCAUGGGUUCACUGGAGUCUGGGUGGCGUGAGCGAACGGCGGUUAUCUACCGGACUAAGUCCUAAUGCUACUUUGGCGGCUACGCUGAUGCAGUUAAUGCUGCCGGGAACUGCCAGUAUUUUCUAUGGUGAUGAAAUUGCUCUGGAGGAAGCAAGUGAUCCGAAUGGGGAACACGUGGAGACACAACAUUUACACCAUCUGGCUGCAAUGGCAUGGAGUGGCGAUCAGUUUACGGGACGUGGAACUCUGCCUUGGCUACCGAAGAGUGCUUCCGCUUCAUUCCAUCAUCUCGACAUUGUACUGGAGAUGAUUGCGUUGCGCAAAAAAUCACCUUCGAUUUAUUUGAACGCUGUAACGAAAGAUGGCCAAACAUUGACAAACACAGACAUAAAGUCCAGCCAAAAUGAUAUAGUUGUGAUUGAACGGUGGUACCCGAGAAGGAAUUCAUUCGCCGCAAUCUCCAAUCUUGGAUCGAAAAACGUCUCUCUUGACCUGACUGCAAUGUUUUACAGCGGGGAAAUCGUAGCUGGGACAACUGGCAUCAGGGAGCGUGUUUAUUUUGAACGUUUCGCUGUGAAUGCUUUGGAAACGGUCAUCGUGAGAUUACACAAAUAGAAACUGACCUGCUGACGCUCAUUUGUUUUUGAUUCAGUUUUGAUUUUAUUCUGUGGAUUUUUUCUUAUAAAGAAGAAAAUUCAAAUAAUAACUAACCUACAAGUAGCUUUACUUUACACCUUAAAUUGUUCUGUACAUAUAUCAACCAUAGCUGUGUUGUAUAGAGCAAAGAGAAUGUUAAUAAAAAUCUAUUAAAAAUAUCUAUAGGAAAAAAACAUAA